This is a messenger RNA of Sorex fumeus (smoky shrew), 834 nucleotides long. It is a transcript of the gene TNFRSF13B, whose product is annotated as TNF receptor superfamily member 13B. The transcript has 5 exons. The record is from RefSeq and is a predicted model, not a curated record. Lineage: Eukaryota; Metazoa; Chordata; Mammalia; Eulipotyphla; Soricidae. Gene Ontology annotation, cellular component: plasma membrane. The coding region runs from base 1 to 834 and encodes 277 amino acids.
AUGGCGCUCGGGGGCGGGGACAAGGCGCAGCAGAGCGCAAGUCCACAGGGCCUGCAGUCCAGAGUGGCCAUGGAGCCCUGCCCAGAAGAGCACUACUGGGACACUCUGCUGAGUGUCUGCAUCUCCUGCAAAUCCAUCUGCAGCCAUCAGAUUCCACGCACCUGUGCAGCCUUCUGCAAGUCCUUCAACUGUCACAAGGAGCAGGGCUGGUACUACGACCAGCUGCUGAAAGACUGCAUCAGCUGUGCCUCUAUCUGUGGCCGCCACCCCAUGCAAUGCACCUUCUUCUGUGACAAGUUCAGGAGCACCGCAAAGUUCCCAACUGAGGUCAGGAGACAGCGAACUGAAGAGACCGGAAUCAGGUCUAGCAACCUUGGACGGAAUCAGGGACCACAGCACAGAGGUGCAGAGGCGGGUCCAGUGCCCCCGGGACUGAAGCUGAGCACAGAGCAGCUGGCCCUGGUCUACAGCACCCUGGGGCUCUGCCUGGGCGCCAUCUUCUGCUGCUUCCUGCUGGCCGUUGCCUGUUUCCUCAAGCGGAGAAGCGCGCAGUUCUCUGGCCCGCCCCCGCCGGGGCCCUGCCGGCCGGGGGCCACGUCCACCAAGGAUCACUGGAUGGAAGCCGGGAGCGCCGCGGGGCCGCUGGAGCCGGUGGAGACGUGCAGCUUCUGCUUCCCGGAACGCAGGGCGCCCACCCAGGAGAGCACCGGGCCGCCUCCCACCCCAACUCCGGUGCGCGCCCCGGCCGCUCCGCAGGCGCCCUGCACGCGCGCGGGGGACGGCAGCCUCGGGCCGGGACUUGCGGCCCCGCAGGACUGGGGCUCCGCCGCGUGA